Molecule: messenger RNA, 2525 nt
Organism: Erythranthe guttata (spotted monkey flower)
Lineage: Eukaryota; Viridiplantae; Streptophyta; Magnoliopsida; Lamiales; Phrymaceae
Product: Xanthine/uracil permease family protein
Biological process (GO): transmembrane transport
Cellular component (GO): membrane
Molecular function (GO): transmembrane transporter activity
Source: RefSeq, a predicted model, not a curated record
AAAAAAGAUUCAAUUUUCAGUCGUUUCACUUAAAAAAAAAGGAUCCCAUUUGAGAGAAAGGUGAAAUGGAAGGAGGGUCAAACUCAGAAAGGCAAAACAAGAGUGUAAGAAAAAAGAGUGAGAAAGUGGGAUCUGUUUUAGAACCAAAAAUUGAGCCUUUUGUACCAAGAAAAGGUUACGACCCAUUAGAGUUGAGAUCUUGGGCUAAGCGUACCGGUUUCGUUUCGACUUUCUCCGGCGAGACCGACAGAAGUGCUCUAAGUGGGAGGAGAGAUUUGAACAAUGGUAGUAGUAAUGUUGGUAGAUUUGAUUUGGAGAAGGGCAUUCUUGAAAAGAAUGAGUCCAUAUCGCCCAAAUUCGAUAUCGAUCCUAUUUUGGGUAGGACUCGAAAAACGGGUCCCGAGAUCGAACCCGUUUUGGGCGGUGGAAACGAAAGGGAUAGAAAUGGGGGUUUAGGGUUUAGAGAUGGAGGAGUUGUUAGAGGUGAGAGUGAGAUUCCGAGGAAUGUAGCACCGGGGGUAGUUUCGGAAACGAAAAAUGAAUCGAGGGGAGAUGGGAUAAGUGGGAAUGAAAAUGGGGGCGAUACGGUAAAUAUGGAGCAAAAGAAUCCGGAUCCGGAUAGAGAGGAUUCGGGUGACGGGGGGUGGCAUCGUUCGCCGAAAUUGACGUGCGGGUUGAAAGAUAAUCCUGGUUACGUGCCGGUUGUAUUCUACGGUUUGCAACACUAUUUAUCGUUGGCUGGUUCUCUUAUCUUCAUUCCCGUGAUCGUCGUACCUUCGAUGGGUGGAACCGAUAAGGAUACAGCCACUGUAAUUUCCACUAUGCUGCUGAUAUCUGGAAUCGCGACAAUACUUCACGCGUAUUUUGGUACUCGCCUCCCGUUGGUUCAAGGCAGUUCGUUCGUUUAUUGGGCCCCGGCUUUAGCUAUCAUGAAUUCGCGCGAGUUUCGGAAUCUCACUGAACAUAGAUUCCGGUACAUUAUGAGGGAAUUACAAGGGGCUAUAAUCGUUGGCUCGAUUUUCCAGUGCACAAUGGGUUUCACCGGUUUGAUGUCUCUAUUUUUAAGGUUCAUAAACCCGGUUGUGGUUGCACCGACAGUUGCGGCGGUGGGUUUAGCAUUUUUCAGCUACGGCUUUCCACAAGCCGGUGCGUGUGUCGAAAUUAGCCUUCCCGAGAUUUUAUUGGUUCUUGUUUUUACCUUGUACCUUAGAGGAAUAUCCAUCUUUGGCAACAGAGUUUUUCGAAUCUACGCCGUUCCACUAAGUGUAGUAAUCAUAUGGGCGUACGCGUUUUUUCUGACAGCUGGCGGUGCAUAUAACUACAAAGGCUGCAGUUCAGACAUACCGAGUUCGAACAUCCUCGUAGAUGCUUGUAUAAAGCAUGCAUAUACUAUGAAGCACUGCCGAACAGAUGUUUCUAGUGCAAUGAAAACCUCUGCUUGGGUCAGAAUCCCGUACCCCUUACAAUGGGGCAUUCCGAUUUUCAAAUUACGAACUUCGGUAGUAAUGAUUUUCGUAUCGCUCGUUGCUUCAGUCGACUCGGUGGGGACGUAUCAUACUACAUCGAUGAGAAUCAACGCAAAGGCUCCGACAGCUGGCAUUGUUAGUAGAGGAAUUGGAUUAGAAGGUUUUUGCAGUGUAUUAGCUGGACUUUGGGGUUCGGGUACAGGGUCAACUACUUUGACCGAAAAUGUGCAUACGAUUGAUGUAACUAAGGUUGCGAGUAGAAAAGUUGUCGAAGUUGGAGCAGUUUUCAUGAUCCUUUUCUCAUUCAUAGGUAAAAUCGGUGCGAUCCUCGCUUCGAUACCACAAGCUCUAGCAGCUGCUGUUCUAUGCUUCAUGUGGGCCCUAGUCGUGGCUUUAGGUCUUUCGACUUUGCAGUACACUCAAACAGCAAGUUUUAGAAAUAUUACAAUAGUCGGUGUUUCGUUAUUUCUCGGUUUAUCAAUCCCAGCCUAUGUUCAGCAGUAUCCACCAGAUUCCACUUUGAUUCUACCUAGUUAUCUUAUCCCUUAUUCAGCAGCUUCCGAUGGACCUGUUCACACCGGAAGUAAACAACUCGAUUUCGCAGUAAAUGCACUUAUGUCAAUGAGCAUGGUGGUGACACUAUUGAUUGCGUUUGUACUAGACAACACGGUUCCAGGUAGUAGGCAAGAACGAGGAGUUUACAUUUGGUCUAACGCCGAAGAUUUGUCAACCGAUCCAUCUUCUUUAUCCGAUUAUAACCUCCCUAGUAAGGUUUCUCGAUUUUUACGUUGGGCAAAAUGUUUAGGAAUUAGGUAAAUGUGCAGAAAAUUGUAUGGAAAAUUUUUCUAGGACAAACUGAAUUAUUAUAGCUUAGAUAAUUAGAUAUAUCAUUACAUAUUCAAUAUUGUGUUUUAAAAAUGGGAAACUGGCUUACACUUCAUUAAAGUAAUAGGUUUUUUUUUUUUUUUAAUUUAUUUAUUCAAAGGGUACACAUAUGUUAUUAUUGAGUAAACAAGAUUGAUUAUUACUUAGUUCUUGUGUUAUAAUUAUUCAUGUUUU